Messenger RNA from Onychomys torridus (southern grasshopper mouse), 1719 nucleotides. It is a transcript of the gene Scn1b, whose product is annotated as sodium voltage-gated channel beta subunit 1. Gene Ontology annotation, cellular component: voltage-gated sodium channel complex. The record is from RefSeq and is a predicted model, not a curated record. The transcript is spliced from 5 exons. Gene Ontology annotation, biological process: sodium ion transport; regulation of heart rate by cardiac conduction; cardiac muscle cell action potential involved in contraction. NCBI's taxonomy places the organism in Eukaryota, Metazoa, Chordata, Mammalia, Rodentia, Cricetidae. Gene Ontology annotation, molecular function: sodium channel regulator activity. The coding region runs from base 359 to 1015 and encodes 218 amino acids.
CCCUCCUCCGACUCCCUCCUCCCUCCCGGGCCGCCGCUGCAGUGCGCAGGAGCCCUUGGUCCGCGCCCCAGAGCCAAGAGCCCGACAACCAGCUCCCGAGCUGCGUCCGGAACCAGGCAGGGGUCACCGCAGCCUGGAUGCGCCCUGUGGCGCGAGCGCACGCAGCAUCCAGAGCCUCCCGCCGCGCGGCGGGGAUGCCCGCUCUCCCGGCCCCGGGGCUGGGCCCCUGGCGGUAACUGGAGCGGGGGGGCGCGCCCCCCCAGCCGCAGCUGCCGCGCCCGCGCCCGCGCCCGGGCCAGUCUCCUCCGGGCCCCAUCGCCUGUCGCCGCGCUCUGAGCACCCGCCGCCCUGCGCGGCCAUGGGGACGCUGCUGGCCCUCGUGGUGGGCGCGGCGCUGGUGUCCUCAGCCUGGGGGGGCUGCGUGGAGGUGGACUCCGAGACUGAGGCCGUGUAUGGGAAGACCUUCAAAAUCCUGUGCAUCUCCUGUAAGCGUCGCAGUGAGACCAGCGCCGAGACCUUCACGGAGUGGACCUUCCGCCAGAAGGGGACAGAGGAAUUUGUCAAGAUCCUACGCUAUGAAAACGAGGUGCUGCAGCUGGAAGAAGAUGAACGUUUUGAGGGCCGUGUGGUGUGGAACGGUAGCCGGGGCACCAAGGACCUGCAGGACCUGUCCAUCUUCAUCACCAAUGUCACCUACAACCACUCUGGUGACUACGAAUGUCACGUCUACCGUCUCCUCUUCUUUGAUAGUUACGAGCACAACACCAGCGUCGUCAAGAAGAUCCACCUGGAGGUGGUGGACAAGGCCAACAGAGACAUGGCGUCCAUUGUGUCAGAGAUCAUGAUGUAUGUCCUGAUUGUGGUGUUGACCAUAUGGCUCGUGGCGGAGAUGGUGUACUGCUACAAGAAGAUAGCUGCUGCCACGGAAGCUGCCGCCCAAGAGAAUGCCUCGGAAUACCUGGCCAUUACAUCUGAGAGCAAAGAGAACUGUACAGGCGUCCAGGUGGCUGAAUAGCGCUGGUAAGGCUGAUGGACCGGUCUGGGCAUCGCCAGCCAGGAAGGUUCAGGGACUGGAUCUCCAAGUCUCCACUUCUUACCCUGCCGGCCCUGGGCUUCACCUCAAGGAAGAACCAGCCCUGAUGGCUACCCUCUCCUGGCAGUGGGGAUCAGGCCCUGAUGGGGACCCUCCCCGCGGCAAUAGGAGUCAGCCCAUCGGCCUCCCCACCUCACAGUCCUGCAUUGGAGCCACCUGGGUGGGAGCGGGCAGGGACUGAUCCCACCUCACCCACCGCCUCCCGCCCACCCUCCCACCGCCAUGCAUGAUGGGUGAAGCAAUAUGGCCGCCCCACCCUGCUUUUGCUGCCUGUUUGGGGGAGGGGGCGGUGAGGUGAGGGGGCAGGCUCCGCCCCCUUCUUUUUGCUGAUUUGCACAUAGGCCACUUCCCACACGCACUGCCAGGCCAGCCAGCCCCAGCCCUGCUUGAUGGGGUCAAGAGUGGGGGCCGGGACAGGGACAGUCGUGGGCAGGGGGUUCUGGGCCUCAUCUCCCCUCCUCUUCCUCCGGCUGGACCUGGGGUUCCCUCUCUGACACCUCCUAGCCCUGGCCCACCCGCCCUCUCUCACCAGCCUUCAAUUGUGGUCUCUUGGGAAGGGCCUCUUCGGCCUCCUCUCUCUUUACAGAAGUAGUUUUUGUUCAUGAAAUAAAGAUUCUUGGACUCGA